ACAGUCAUGGCGGCCGCCAAGGCUGGGGCUUCAGCUCCUGAGGCGGCGGGUUCCGCCGAAGCUCCGUUGCAGUACAGCCUCCUUCUUCAGCACCUGGUGGGCGACAAGCGUCAGCCACGGCUUCUGGAGCCUGGCAGUCUGGGCGGGAUCCCGAGUCCUGCCAAGAGCGAGGAGCAGAAGAUGAUCGAGAGGGCGAUGGAAAGUUGCGCCUUCAAGGCUGUGCUGGCCUGUGUGGGAGGAUUUGUCUUGGGAGGUGCAUUUGGUGUCUUUACUGCUGGCAUUGAUACCAACGUGGGCUUUGACCCCAAGGACCCUUACCGGACACCAACUGCAAGAGAAGUCCUGAAGGACAUGGGACAGAGAGGAAUGUCCUAUGCCAAAAAUUUUGCCAUUGUGGGUGCCAUGUUUUCCUGUACUGAGUGUCUGGUAGAGUCUUACCGGGGGAAGUCAGACUGGAAGAACAGCGUCAUCAGCGGCUGCAUCACUGGUGGAGCCAUCGGCUUCAGAGCUGGAGUAAAGGCCGGGGCCAUAGGUUGUGGAGGUUUUGCUGCUUUCUCUGCUGCAAUCGAUUAUUACCUACGGUGAAAGAAAUAGCCUGAAAGGAAGAGGACGCCAGCCACCUUCAGGGCUGUCCUUUGGAGCAGUUCCUGCACACUUGCCAUUGCUUCAGGGGUGAAGCUAGUUGUUUCCCUCUACAGUAGGCAGUGGGAGGGACACUCCUCGUUGCUCUCUCUCGCCAGCCAUCGGAGCAACCAUGCUGUCUACUUCUGAAUUCCGACCAGGUUUCUCAGGAGAUGGUAUGCGCGAUUGUCUCCUUGCAGUGAACAGAUCAGGAGGCAGUGUAUGCACUGUUAAAAGAAUUAAGUGUGAACCAGGCUCAGUUCUGACCUUGCUCAACUCUCCAGCUGUGAACAGGGAGGUGUCAGUGUUCGCCCAUAGCCACCUCUUCCUUCAAACUGUGUUGUGCAAGCAUCCAUCUUAAGUUCCAGGACAGGGCAAAGUAAACUCAUGCCACCCAGGCGAUUAUGUAAUUCCAGUAUCUUUGCUGUCCUUGUUAAAAAUAUGUAUAUGGGCUGGUAAGGUGGCUCGACAGUUAAUAACACUGGCUGCUAUUCCAGAGGUCCCAGAUUUGGUUCCCAGCACCUACUUUGUGGCUUCCAACCAUCUGUAACUCUAGUUCCAGGGAUCUAAGGUCCUUUUCUGACCUCUGAGGACACCAGGCACCUGAGUGGUACAGAGACAUACAUACCUGCAGGCAAAAUACCCAUUUUUUUUAAGAGCAUAUGUACUGUUAUAAGGAGCUAGUUUUUCAGAUUUCACACGUCUGUCAAAAGAUGCCAACUGGCCCAAAGACCGGUAAGUCCAGUGGAAAGAUGAGGAAACCUCAAAGGAACUCAGGAGUGCUGCUGUCAGCAUCUGUGGAAACUGUCUUUGUUACCACAGCCGUUCAGCUAGGCCUCUCCCUAGAAAGUCUAGCCAUGUUCCUGGAUGUAUUGCGACUUGCUGGUAACUCCUCUGCCUCCUCAGAGGCAUUGGGUUGGCUGAUGGUCAUUUCUACAGCUUAUGACCCCUUAGUCUCCGGCCCCGGCCCAGUUGAAAGGUCCAUGUGUGUCUUGCUGUAGUCAUCCUGCCGCUGAGUCAUACUGUAGCUACUGGCCCAGAUCAGUGGAGAGGGCCUGUUCGCCACCACCCUUGUUCUCCAUUAAGCUUUUCUUUGGCUUUUGGUGGGGUUUGUUGUUGUUCAACAGUUCAGCCUAAUUAUACCAUGGCAGAAAAUGAGCCUUUUAUGUCUGGGCUGUGCUGCUGGACUGUUUUACUGUAUGUGUGGGUGAAAGUGGAACUAAUGUGCUCAGGCCUUACCUCCUGUCGGCUGUGUAGGAGGCUCAGCCGCGGCCUGUAAGCGGCUGCCUCCAGCCAGCGUUCAGUCUUUUCCCUGCCAUAUAGUAACUCUUCCCCCUUGGCUUUCUUCCUCAUCUCCACUGAACCUAAGCAGAAUUCAAAGACUCACGGUUGGCAUUUGUCAUCUGGGUGUGGAUCUGUAUAAUGAUACCAGAUCCAGAGUAACACCUCUUGCUGUCUCCUUGGAAUGGGUGUGAGUUAGUGCACCGGGCUUGUGUUCUUUGCUGAAUCUUUUUCAUUCAUUUGUCAAGGAAAGAAUCCAAGGCUCUAUGCAUGCUUAGGCAAGUACUCAAUUAGUCAAUCCCCCUGCUUCUGACCUGCAGUGACUUCUGUAUGAUGCCUGCCCUAUUUCAUAAGCACAAGGCUUCAGUACUAAAGACAGCUGGAGCCUACCCCACAGCUCUGGAAACAGGCUUCGGGGUGCUUCUUGUACUGUCUGUAAAUCCGUCACCUAGGAACACUGAUGCAGGGAUGGACUCUACCUGGUACCUGUCAAAGUGCUCAGGUGCCUGGGGUCUUUACCAGCUGCUCUUCCACAUGAGCCCCAGUCCAAGAAAUGCUGCCAUCACAACUACCUUGGCAAAGAGGAGCCUCAGCUGUCAGUAGGCAUCAGUUGAACAAGCCAAGCCUUGUCCACGUGGACCAUUCAAUCAAGAGGAGAUGAAUAGCUUCCUGUUUUAGAUGGCUGGGGGUCAGUGUGAGCUCAUAAACCAAACAGCAAUUGGUAGACACAUCUGGUCCCGAUCUCUAGAAUAAACAGUGUCCAAUGGC
Molecule: messenger RNA, 2670 nt
Organism: Rattus rattus (black rat)
Lineage: Eukaryota; Metazoa; Chordata; Mammalia; Rodentia; Muridae
Gene: Timm22
Product: translocase of inner mitochondrial membrane 22
Exons: 4
Coding region: 7-585 (192 amino acids)
Biological process (GO): protein insertion into mitochondrial inner membrane
Cellular component (GO): TIM22 mitochondrial import inner membrane insertion complex
Molecular function (GO): transmembrane protein transporter activity
Source: RefSeq, a predicted model, not a curated record